Messenger RNA from Elaeis guineensis (African oil palm), 2203 nucleotides. RefSeq names its product BTB/POZ domain-containing protein At3g22104. The record is from RefSeq and is a predicted model, not a curated record. Gene Ontology annotation, molecular function: protein binding. Lineage: Eukaryota; Viridiplantae; Streptophyta; Magnoliopsida; Arecales; Arecaceae.
AGAAACCAAAUCUCCCUUAGCUCAGAGCUUGGGGUCUGAAGAGCAUUGUAUAAAUUUAGUCACAGCUACAAGAGACCAUCAGUGAUGUCAGGAUUCUCACCCGCAACUGAACUGGUCGCUUCACCAACGCUACCGCCCUCCCUUCCCACUCUUCCUAUCUGUCUUCCGGGCCUUGGUGUCUCAGAAAUGUGAGUCCUUUUUCUCUUUUUCUUUUCUUUUUCCUUCUCUUCCCCGCGAUUUGACGAGCCAGAAGGGCGUUGCCUUCCCUUUGUCUUGUUGCCCUCCUGAGAAUAUGGCUUUGUGAGUUCCCUUUUCCUUUCACCUCCUUUCCUAUCUCCAUCAUUGGGGCCCUUUUCAAUCCUAGAGACUGCUCUGAGAAGUUGGAGUUCUGUUAACCGUCCCAAAGCUUUCUUUUCUAAAGCUCAAACUUGUUUUGGAGGCAAUGGAGGUGACUUGUGACCUAGAAGUGGAUGUUAAUGGGGAGGAGAUCUUCUUGGUGAAUAAGGAAAUCCUGUCAUCAUUCUCUGGUAGGCUAAGGAAGUUAUUUAACAAACCAUCGGCCACAGCAGCGGCAAAGACAUUGAAGGUCAUAUUUCAUGACUUGCCAGGAGGCACCGAGGCUUUUGAGCUCAUAACCAGGUUCUGCUACAACAAUGGCAGAACUCAGAUAACUCCCACCAAUACCUGCCUUCUCCACUGCAUAGCCCACUUUAUGGAGAUGACCGAAGAUGUCUCUUCCUCACCAAACUUGAUCGAGCUCACUGAAAAAUCUCUCGAGGGGAUUCCUUACUGGACAUGGUCUGAGAUCGUGAAUGCCUUGAAACAGUGCCAAGAUUUCUUUCCUACAGCAAAUUCCUCGGGGAUUUAUGAUAAAAUCUUAGAGACUCUGGUUGGAAGAAUCACAACAAAUAGUGAUACCAGCCCUACAGGUUCCUCUUCAGAGAGCUCCACUUUGCGGUUUUCAUGUGAUACAGGGAGUACUGUUAGCACAAAAAACAGCAACCACCGAGCUUGGUGGUUUGAAGAUCUUGUGAUAUUAAACUCCAACUCUAUAGAGAAAAUAAUCAAGAGAAUGGUUUCUCAGAAAGUAGACCAUGUUACAGUCAGUAGAUUCCUCUUUUAUUACAUCAAAUGUAAACUUUCGAAUGCCACCUCUGAUGAGAAGAAGAAAGCUACUGAAAUUGUUGUUGAUCUGCUCCACUCCCUCGAUAGAAGCUCAAUGUCCUGCAAGGGCUUGUUUGGGAUUCUUCGUAUCUCUUCAUCUCUGAAUCUGAGCAAGUGUUGCAGAAGCAGAUUGGAGAGUAUGAUAGGAAGUCAGAUUGAUCAAGCAACACUGGAUAAUUUACUUGUGCCAGCCCCCACUGGAAUGGACAGUCUUUAUGAUGUAAAUCUAGUCUUAAGGUUUCUGAAAUCGUUUCUGAGUGCUGGUGGCCCAGCAUCUUUAACUAGAUUGAAGCAGGUGGGAAGCUUAAUGGACUUAUACUUGGCAGAAGUUGCUCCAGAUUCAUGUUUGAAGCCCUCAAAGUUCAUUGAACUAACUACAGCUCUACCUGAUGCUGCAAGAGAUUCUCAUGAUGCAAUUUACAAUGCCAUCAGCAUAUAUCUUGAGGUUCAUGUACUAUUAUCUGAGGAAGAGAAGAUGAAGAUAUGUUGUGCCAUAAAUUACGAGAAGCUUACAUUAGAAUCCUGCAAGCACCUUGCACAGAACUCAAAAUUUCCUUCAAGGACAACAAUCCAAGCACUAAUUUCUCAGCAAUUGAAGCUCAAGAGCCUACUCCAAGACACCGACCACUUAAAAUCCUUUAGUUCUUCUCUUAAGGGAAAUGGAUGUACGAAAAAUCAAUGCAACGAUGGUGAGCAGAUCAUUCUAUAUGCAAAGAAGCUUGAUUUGUCAGUGGAGAAUGAGAAGCUCAAAGCCCAUCUGCAAGGGAUGCAGUGGAGAGUGAUGCAAUUGGAGAAAAUUUGCAAAAAGAUGCAAACCCAGAUGUCAAAGAUCAUGAAGACCAGGAGAUCCAGUCCUCGUAGCUCCAGAUCACUUCCCAGACUCUGUUCAUGAUUCAAUUCCAUAUAGUCCAUUUGAUAGUUUUUCAUAUAUAUUUUUGUACAUAGUGCUGUUGCCAAGUGGGUUCUGCAGUAUCUGCUAUAAUGUUUUUGUCCCUUCCUAUGGUGAAUUAAAGCUGAUUUGUGAGCAGUGCCUUUAACA